Cercospora beticola is the source of this 1508-nucleotide messenger RNA. Lineage: Eukaryota; Fungi; Ascomycota; Dothideomycetes; Mycosphaerellales; Mycosphaerellaceae. The record is from RefSeq and is a predicted model, not a curated record.
CGUGGCCCAAGCUGAACGAGAAUAUACCACUUUUCCCAUCGCGCAACCACGUUCUUCUUUAUCUGGCUUUCAAGUUGCCUCCAGCAAACUGCAGCUUCUCUGCGCAUCCAUCCCGGCACUGAACAAAGCACCAGCAAACAGCAAUCAUGGAGCUCGCUGGCCUGUCACCGAAUGCCACGUUCGAUCCAUACCGCCAGGUCUUCACCAUUAUGAUGCCAGAUGGAACGACCGAUAUCGCCGUCCACAUGGAGCACAUCUUCCGACUUCAAGACACCACGGUCGACACGGGUAUCAUCUAUGGCGUCCAGCUUGGCAUUUCGGCAAUCCUGAUGCUGAUCCUCGCCAUCAUGACCAGACCGGAGAAGCGUCGCAGCAUCAUCUUCUUUCUCAAUCUUGGCUGCUUGGUGCUCCUGCUCAUACGUGCCAUCAUGAUGAGCAUUGCACUUCACGGUCCCUUCUACAACUUCUACAACUGGGUCGUUAGCUACUACCACGACAUCGAUGGCUGGAUUCGACUCUCUGUGGCUGCCGAAGUCGUCAACUUCCUGGUCGUUCUUGGUCUCGAGCUCUCGCUUCUGUUCCAAGUUCGAAUUGUCUGUGUGACGCUCAAGACACGUUGGCGACUGGUCGUAACAGCAGUGACCACAUUUGUCGCGGUAGCAGUAUGCGCUGUUCGCUUUGCGACUAUGGUCGUCAACGCUAGACUUGGCAUCGUGAAGGUCGCCGGUAAGACCGACGCAGAAUGGGCCCUGAUCGAUGCCAUGGCUUCAGCUUCGAACAUCUGCAUCAUUGCCAGCAUCAUCUUCUUCAGCGCCGUCUUCAUCGCCAAGCUCGGACACGCUAUCUGGCAGCGCCGCUCCAUGGGCAUGAAGCAGUUUGGGCCGAUGCAAAUCAUCUUCGUCAUGGGCUGUCAGACCAUGUGCAUACCAGGUGAGUGCCGCCAAUUGACUGCUUCCGUAACAGAUACUGACCUGCAUACAGCGAUCUUCGGCAUUCUCACAUACUUCGUAUACGGCGCAUCACAGAUCUACACCUUGAUGCCCGUAGUUGUCGGUACCUUCCUCCCACUUUCCAGCAUGUGGGCCGCCACCAACACGAACAACAUCAACAUUGCCGCGCCACACCAAGUCAAGCGCAAUCGCGACAUCGCUCUCGGACCACGUACACCGGGUCACACUGCAGACAACGAACGCUCACAGAGCGAGAAGGCGCUUGUGUGUGAUGAUACUUUGAUCGGUGACGACUCUCCGAAGAAAGUGAUUCACCAGGAUGGCACCAGCGUGGACGUGGAGCUGGGAAACGGGCCGGGCUACAUCCAUGUCGACCGCACCUACAGUGUCAGGUCCGACUAGGAGUCGCGUCACUACCAGGACGCGUCAAAGCAUGAUGGGGCAAGCAUAGCGUCGUCUGAGUUGAGAGUCUUCUGAUGGAAUGGAAAGAACGCGUCGCGGGUGCGAAGUAAAAGACAGGCGAGCCCAAAACUGCUCAUAAUCAGCCUUGUUUCCCUU